GGUUCCAUCAACGGUGAGAUGUUUUGCGACCCAGGGGUAAAAUGAGGGUAAAGCGGCAGCUUCCCACGUUCUGGGGGAGAAGCGCGGAAGCACAGUUUCCUGGGCCUUCGGGCGCCCCCAGGGCUAGGGGUCUUUCAGUAGACGUCGCCGCGGCAGAGUCUUGUGCGGGUCCCGCGGACCCCAUUACCCCGAUAGGGCCUCGCCGUGAGGUCUGAGGGGCCGCGUGAGGUGCAUGGCGCGCCGUUUCCUCUGCUGGCGCUCCUCUCAGGGCUACAGCCCUAGAAGAUCUGGCCUGCACCAGCCCAAAGGACAUAAGGACAGGAGUGGGUAGCCCACGGGACACUGGGACGAGCGCCAUCAUGGGCGGAGACGCGCGGAACCUGCUGGCCCGGAAGUGCAAGCUACGCCCGUCGGCGGAAGCGCCGCGCGGGAGGCGGAAGCGGCUGGUGUCCGCGUGGUUUGGCGGGUGCCGCGGGAGUCCGGCGGCCCUGCCCACGUAGACCCUCUGCUGGGGGCGCCGGCACCAGUUGAAGAAGAAAAAUGUCUCAAAAGCAGAUGAAGGAAGCUUUUGUUAGUAACCUCAAUGGAACCACCGUGCUGGAAAUCACCCAGGGAUUGUGCUUUCCUGCAUUCUGUAUCCUGUGCAGAGGGUUCCUGAUAAUUUUCUCACAGUACUUGUGCUCUUUCUCACAUACCUGGAAAACUAGAUUCUUCAUUGACUUUGUUGUCCUAAUAGUUCCCAUGGUAGCCACUUUGACCAUUUGGGCUUCAUUUAUCCUCCUUGAGCUUCUUGCUGUAAUUAUCUUUGGGGCAGGGUUGUUCUAUCAAAUAUACCGAAGGAGGACCUGCUAUGCCAGACUGCCUUUCCAAAAAAUCCUUGAAAAAUUCUUGAACAUCAGUCUAGAAUCAGAAUACAUUCCAGCCAUCUCCUGUUUCCGUGUAAUUACCAGUGCAUUCACUGCUAUUGCUAUUUUGGCUGUGGACUUCCCAUUUUUUCCCAGAAGAUUUGCCAAAACUGAGCUCUAUGGGACAGGAGCAAUGGAUUUUGGAGUAGGUGGCUUUGUUUUUGGGACUGCAAUGGUUUGUCUAGAGGUCAGGAGGAGAAAAUGUAUGGAAGGGUCCAAAUUGCAUUACUUUACAAACUCAUUGUACUCCGUUUGGCCAUUAGUCUUCCUAGGAAUUGGACGAUUAGCCAUUAUAAAAUCAAUAGGUUAUCAGGAACAUUUAACUGAGUAUGGAGUUCACUGGAACUUUUUCUUUACCAUAAUAGUUGUGAAAUUGAUAACACCACUGCUUUUCAUUAUUUUUCCCCUAAAUAAGUCCUGGAUUAUUGCCCUCAGUGUUACUGUAUUAUACCAGCUAGCCCUUGACUUUACCUCACUGAAGAGGUUAAUAUUGUAUGGCACUGAUGGUAGUGGCACACGGAUUGGUCUAUUAAAUGCCAACCGCGAAGGAAUAAUCUCUACCCUGGGGUAUGUGGCAAUACACAUGGCUGGUGUGCAAACAGGGUUAUAUGUGCAUAAGAACCGAUCACAUAUCAAAGACUUGAUAAAAGUAGCCUGUUUUCUUUUACUGGCAGCUAUUAGCCUCUUCAUAUCUCUUUAUGUAGUUCAAGUAAAUGUAGAAGCAGUAUCUCGAAGAAUGGCAAAUUUAGCCUUUUGUAUUUGGAUAGUUGCUUCUAGCCUGAUCCUUCUUAGUAGUUUAUUACUGGGUGAUAUAAUUUUGAGUUUUGCCAAAUUUCUAAUUAAAGGAGCUCUGGUAUCAUGUUCUUGGAAACUUAUCCAGUCACCUGUUACAAGUAAAAAGCAUUCAGAAUAUCUAAUCCCUGAAGCUGAAAGAAUGGAACCCAGGCUUUGUUUAAUCACAGCUCUCAACAGAAAACAGUUAAUAUUUUUCUUGCUGUCAAAUAUAACAACUGGCCUGAUCAACCUAAUGGUAGAUACAUUACACAGCAGUACCUUGUGGGCCUUAUUUGUGGUCAAUCUCUAUAUGUUUUCCAACUGUUUAAUUGUAUAUGUACUACAUUUGCAAGAUAAGACUAUAUAA
This is a messenger RNA of Mandrillus leucophaeus (drill), 2046 nucleotides long. RefSeq names its product phosphatidylinositol glycan anchor biosynthesis, class W (gene PIGW). Lineage: Eukaryota; Metazoa; Chordata; Mammalia; Primates; Cercopithecidae. The record is from RefSeq and is a predicted model, not a curated record. The transcript has 2 exons. Gene Ontology annotation, biological process: protein localization to plasma membrane; GPI anchor biosynthetic process. Gene Ontology annotation, cellular component: membrane; endoplasmic reticulum. Bases 541 to 2046 code for a protein of 501 amino acids. Gene Ontology annotation, molecular function: glucosaminyl-phosphatidylinositol O-acyltransferase activity.